This is a messenger RNA of Dicentrarchus labrax (European seabass), 1574 nucleotides long. RefSeq lists its product as uncharacterized. Lineage: Eukaryota; Metazoa; Chordata; Actinopteri; Moronidae. Gene Ontology annotation, biological process: S-methylmethionine cycle. Bases 481 to 1467 code for a protein of 328 amino acids. Gene Ontology annotation, molecular function: zinc ion binding; S-adenosylmethionine-homocysteine S-methyltransferase activity. The record is from RefSeq and is a predicted model, not a curated record. The transcript is spliced from 8 exons.
AAUAUGAGGGUAGGUGAGAGGGGUAAACGUUGAUAUUUCGUAAAAACUGCAAAAUUACAUGAUACUGUUAGCUUAGUUCAAGUGGCCAUUUUACAUUUCAGGGUAAAAAAUUACAAGAACUGAUUGAUUCAGGUGCUGGGCUGAGCGUAUAUAUAACACCUUCUGAGUCUACCUAUCUGCGCUGUUAUUGUUUUAUGCGCCAUCUAGUGGUGAUAUUGUGGAGGUCGGAAUCACCCCGAUCUGUCAAAUUUCGAGCGGCUUUAAACACAACGUUUGACUCUUCUCUGUCACCCGGAACAACAACAGUCUGAAAAGUGACACGGAGUAUUUCAUGUUUAUCUGAACUAUUUUAAUUUAGGUUGUAGCGUUAGGUUUUUGUUUUUUUUUAAAGCAGGCUAUGUAAACAGUUGUAUGCCCUCUCUUACGUAUGCGUUUAGAGUGAACAGGACAUAACUUCAGUGCCUCUUAAAACUGUUCUCCAUGGGUUCCCCUGCUCGUCUGAGACCUUACAUGAAUGAUAAUGGACCAUUAAUCUUAGAUGGCGGACUAGCAACUGAACUGGAAGCGCAAGGAGCUCAUUUACAGGGUGAUCCUUUGUGGAGCGCCAGGCUUUUGCAUACUAAUCCCCAGGCCGUACGAGAUGCUCAUUACAGGUUUCUCCUCAGUGGGGCUGAUGUCAUCACAACAGCUACAUAUCAGGCCAGUGUUACAGGAUUCAUCAAUCACCUGGACCUAAGCUCUGAAGGCGCCAGAGAGCUGCUAAUGUCUGGAGUUCAACUGGCCAAAGAGACGGUAGAGAGAUUUGUCUCUGACAGUCGUCCAGCAGGGCAGAGAUGUCCCUUGGUGGCUGGCUCUGUUGGACCGUACGGGGCCUUUCUGCUCAACGGCUCCGAGUACACAGGGGCUUAUGCAGAGGAUAUGACUGUUGAAGAUCUUAAAGUUUGGCACCGGCCGCAGAUGGACUGCUUAGUAGCAGCAGGAGCUGAUCUCAUUGCUUUUGAGACAGUCCCAAGUAUCAAAGAGGCGGAGGCUCUGGUUGAGCUGCUCAGAGAGUUCCCCAACUCUAAAGCCUGGCUCGCCUUUUCUUGUAAGGAUGGGAAGUGUAUAUCAGAUGGCAGCCUGUUCACUGACGCAGUGCAGAUUGCUAAUAGAUCCCCGCAGCUGGUCGCUGUAGGAGUCAACUGCUGCUCGCCAGUGCUGGUGGCGCCGCUGCUGGACUCUGCCAGGUCACUGCUGAGCCCAGACAUGAGCUGGGUGGUGUACCCCAACAGUGGAGAGGAGUGGAACACUAAGCAGGGGUGGCUAACAUCAGAGAAAACAUCAGCAUUAAUACCUGAACUCAGCCGUACGUGGAUGAAGCAAGGUGCUGCUUUGAUAGGAGGAUGCUGCCGUAUCGGCCCCGCUCACAUAGCAGAGUUACGACAACAGUUAAAAGGAAGUUGCACUUCUCCAGCCUCUGCAGUGUGACUGAAAAUGUAACCGUUUGAUUGUUGUGAAGAAAGACGUCUGUUCCAGGAGUUUAUAAAAAUCUUAAUUUAUUGUAAAAUAAAUAAAUAAAGCACUACAUCAAAGGA